UAUCAGCACUGAUUGGCACAGUUUCCGUAUUUAGAACUUCCUCAAGUCCUAGAGCCACUCCUUCAUCUCCUUCAGAAGAAAGAGCUCUGUCAUGUAGCUGCACCAGCUCUCUUGCCCAGUAUCCAGAAAAUGCUUUUUCUCACAAUUCUGCUGUUUUUCUUCUCUCAGAUGUCUCAGCAGACACAGAAAACUACUGCAAAUGGCAAAGAGAUGGUGUCCAAUCCCAAGCUUGUACUGGUUCAGGGGACUUUGAAUGUGGUGAUGAAGCAGAAUGUGACCCUCUCCUGCCUCUCUGAGCCUGGAUCCCCACCUGUCAGAUACACACUGUUCAAGCACAACCAGCAGGUAUCUGCUUCCAACAGGUCAGACUUGAGCCCUGCACUGUUCACCCUGACCAUCAGCUCUGCCAGCGAUGUUGGGGAGUACAAGUGCAAAGCUGAGUACAACAACUCCAGUGGUGGAAAAUACAGCAACAGCCUCAGCUUCACCCUCCUAGAGCCCAUUUCCAAACCAGUGCUGAGCUCCCCCACCUCUCAGGCAAAGAAAGGCCAGAACGUGACCCUGUCCUGUUUCUCGGAGAACGGAUCCCUUCCCAUCACCUAUCUGUUCUUCAAAGGAACACAAAACAUUUCUCCCCAAAAGACAAUGCAGAAGAGGGAAGCAGCUGUGAUUUUUCUAUUUAUCAAUUCCCUUAGUGACUUUGGGACCUAUAAAUGCAAAGCUAAUAACAGUUUUCCCAAUAAUACAAAAUACAGCAACAGUUUCAACUUUACAUUAGCAGCAGAAGAGAGAAGCCAUUCUCAGACCCUGAUAAUUUCUCUUGGGCUGAUCCUGCUCCUGCUCAUAAUAGCACUUGCUCUGGCAAUUCCAUUUUUCCUAAUUCCUUUGUACAAAGCAAAAAAAUUUAAGUCUACCAGGCCCUCAACUGGCCUUACUUCAAUACUGAAUGCAGAGGAGUCUGAAAAUGAAGUGAUAUACUCAGAGAUUGCAGAGCCUGUUAGACCAGAAGAAGAAUACAUCAACUUCUCCGUUAUUAGAAGAGAAGAGGAAAAAGCAGGGAAGAGGCCAUGUGCUACAGUCUAUUCAAAGGUCCUCAUCAGAGACUGAAUACCAGGUAUGAUUAUCAUUUUUUUCUGAUCAACUUAAUCACAUGCUUUUAAAGAAUUUUUCAGCCCUCAAAUGUGCUAAGUUCCAGCAAGCUGCAUACAAAGAUAAGAUAUUUAGAUACCAAUUUCCUGGCCUAAUCAGUUUGUAGACACUUUCGAGGCAAAAUCUCUGAGCCAUAAUAUCCAUGGACUUCAACUUAUGAGAAAAAGCAAACAGACAAAACUUAGAAUUACAUGUAAAGCUUUCACACAGAUUUAAGUUCCUGAACAUUUAACAAUUCUCUGAAGUACAAACUGGAUUGUUUGCAGACAUAAGAUAAUCAAAAGGUUUUUGUCUAGUGUAACAAAAAAAAAGAAAAAAACAUCCCUCAGGCACUAGAGGAUCCCUAUUUGCCUUCUAUGUACCUGCAAGGAUGGCAAUUUCUCAGUUCAACAGUACUUCAGCUCUCACAGUAGAUAGUAGUAGAUAGCUCUUAGAGGGAUAGGUUGCUAAAAUUAAUUUUGGGACAGCUGACUUCAAAAUAAAUUCUGUGUGCUGCUACCAGCUGUUUCUUAAGAUGUGGCUGGGUUGCUUUAAUACCAUUCCAGAGGCAGCUUAUUUAGAAUUGCAUGAGUUCAGUAAGUCACAUGAUGCUAACAUUGAUUAGUUCUAGCAUAAAUAUACUGCAACUAUUAUUGUUGCUACAAAUAACUCAUUUAUAGUUAAGUGAGCACCAUGUUAGAAGAUUUUAAGGCAAGUUCUCGUGUUUCAUGACACUGAUGACUAUCAGAGGCCACAGGCCUUGCUGCACUUUAUACAGGGACUGAACAAGCUGUACUGGAAAUCUAGAAAAGAUCAGAAACACACAGUUCUGUAUCUCUGCAAACUCUUGUAUCUGAUUUUAACCACUGUGCUUAGGUGCAGGAAAAAUAUGAUCACACAUUAGUCUUUUUCCACCAUUUUGUACCCACAGAUAUUUUGUCCGCAGAAAAUACUGGUUAAAAAAUAUUUAAAUCUGUUAUUCUGUUACUCUUGGUAAUAUUUUUCUGAAUUUUUUAUGUUUCUCACGUGCAAGAUGAAGUAGCUUACACGUUUAAGAACUGAAGCCAUGUGACUAAAAUACAUUCCUACAAACAGUACAAAGAUAAUGAUGUUAUUAAAAUAUUUACGAUUUGGAAGUCUUUAAUAUAAAAUACCAUUUUCCAACAGAGAUCACAAUUGUGCCAGCAAUACAGAGGAAAGCUGAAUUUUUAGUUUAGGAUGGAGCACUUUCAGUAUGAUAUUAAAACCAAAGACAUGAACAAGCAUAUGGUUAGCCUUGCUAAUAAG
Molecule: messenger RNA, 2415 nt
Organism: Passer domesticus (house sparrow)
Lineage: Eukaryota; Metazoa; Chordata; Aves; Passeriformes; Passeridae
Gene: MILR1
Product: mast cell immunoglobulin like receptor 1
Exons: 8
Coding region: 130-1107 (325 amino acids)
Biological process (GO): cell surface receptor signaling pathway; cell-cell adhesion
Cellular component (GO): cell-cell junction; plasma membrane
Molecular function (GO): transmembrane signaling receptor activity; cell adhesion molecule binding
Source: RefSeq, a predicted model, not a curated record